Messenger RNA from Caenorhabditis sp. 36 PRJEB53466, 570 nucleotides. The record is from the annotation of a GenBank genome assembly. Lineage: Eukaryota; Metazoa; Nematoda; Chromadorea; Rhabditida; Rhabditidae.
AUGACGGGCGAAGACGAUCAAAAGGAGAGUCAGAAAGACACGAAGGUUGAGAAAGACAAAUCGAAGAAAGCGGAUACGGACGAGGCGGAGUCGGAGGCAUCCAAAGUGCCAAUUACCAUUGAUCCUGAGGUGGGAACGUCUUCUGAACUCUCCCGAAAUGUUCGAACUUCAGGAGGCGAAGGUUCCGAGUGCUGGCGGGAAAUCGGAGCAUAUGGUGGUAAACUUCACCGCCAAACGGAUGGCAUUCAAAGUGCGCUGCGGGAACACUCUUUUUCGUGUGGAGCCGACACACAUGAUCGUGGAGCCAGGGAAGUGCCGGCAGCUGACGAUCACUCGCUCUGCGGGACCCAUGCAAACAGACAAGGCCAUCGUGCAGUACAUCGAGAUCGAGAAAGACUCGCAGGAUCCGAAAGCGGCGUUCAAGGCGGCCGAGGAGGCCAAAGCCAAGAUCCCGCACAUUAGGAUCAAGUUGGUGGUGAGUUGGCAGACACGACGGAUGUUGGAACCGGUGAAUUGCAGGCGGCGGCGACAGGCAGCCGGAAGUUGUCCCGUGAAGUGCUCGACGAGUGA